AUGGUUGAGCUAGAAGAUAACACCGAGAGGGAGAAUUCACCAGUUGUAGAGAAUGGUUUCACCAAUGGAUCUCUGUCUUCUCCCACCAAUGAUACACUCUCUUACGCCAAUGUUCUUAGGGCAAGAAACAAGUUUUCUGAUGCGCUUACUCUCUACGAGGCUAUGCUUGAGAAAGAUAGCAAGAACGUUGAAGCUCUCAUUGGGAAAGGGAUAUGUUUGCAGACGCAGAGCAAAGGGAAUCUUGCUUUUGAUUGUUUCUCGGAAGCAAUAAGGUUGGAUCCCGGUAAUGCUUGUGCGCUUACGCACUGUGGUAUACUUCAUAAAGAAGAAGGGAGGCUCGUCGAAGCUGCUGAGUCCUACCAGAGAGCACUGAUGGCAGAUGCAUCGUACAAGCCAGCAGCUGAGUGUUUAGCCAUUGUUUUGACGGAUCUUGGAACUAGCCUCAAGCUGGCUGGGAAUACGCAGGAGGGGAUUCAAAAGUAUUAUGAAGCUCUUAAGAUUGACCCGCACUAUGCUCCUGCGUAUUACAACUUAGGUGUUGUGUACUCGGAAAUGAUGCAAUAUGACAGUGCCUUGGGAUGCUACGAGAAGGCUGCACUUGAGAGGCCUAUGUAUGCAGAAGCGUAUUGUAACAUGGGUGUCAUCUAUAAGAACCGUGGUGACCUAGAGAUGGCAAUCACUUGUUAUGAGAGAUGUCUAGCUGUAUCUCCAAACUUUGAGAUUGCGAAGAAUAAUAUGGCCAUAGCUCUGACAGAUUUAGGAACAAAGGUUAAACUUGAAGGCGAUGUCAGCCAAGGGGUGGAAUAUUACAAGAAGGCUCUUUAUUAUAACUGGCACUAUGCAGAUGCUAUGUAUAAUCUUGGGGUGGCUUAUGGUGAAAUGCUGAAGUUUGAUAGGGCAAUUGUCUUCUAUGAGCUUGCAUUCCACUUCAAUCCACAUUGUGCUGAGGCUUGCAACAAUUUGGGAGUACUCUACAAAGACCGUGAUAACCUUGAUAAAGCUGUUGAGUGUUAUCAGAUGGCUCUGUCAAUCAAACCAAACUUUGCACAGUCGCUUAACAACCUUGGUGUCGUCUACACAGUCCAGGGGAAAAUGGAUGCUGCUGCCGACAUGAUCGAAAAGGCAAUCCUUGCAAAUCCCACUUAUGCAGAAGCUUUUAACAACUUAGGUGUUCUUUAUAGAGACGCUGGAAACAUAACGGCAGCUAUUGAUGCUUAUGAGGAAUGCCUUAAGAUAGAUCCAGAUUCUCGCAAUGCUGGCCAGAACCGUUUACUUGCCAUGAACUACAUAAAUGAAGGGCUCGAUGACAAACUAUUUGAAGCUCACAGAGACUGGGGUUGGCGCUUCACAAGAUUACACCCACAGUACACUUCGUGGGAUAAUAUUAAAGAUCCAGAGCGACCUAUCACCAUCGGAUAUAUCUCCCCAGACUUCUUCACUCAUUCAGUUUCUUAUUUCAUUGAAGCUCCCCUCACGCAUCAUGAUUACACAAAGUACAGAGUUGUGGUUUAUUCAGCUGUAGUUAAGGCAGAUGCAAAAACAUUCAGGUUUAGGGAUAAAGUGUUGAAGAAAGGUGGAGAGUGGAAAGAUAUAUACGGAAUAGAUGAGAAAAAGAUUGCAAGUAUGGUUAGAGAAGACAAAGUCGACAUUCUAGUAGAACUCACUGGCCAUACAGCGAAUAACAAGCUGGGAACAAUGGCCUGCAGACCAGCACCUGUUCAGGUUACUUGGAUUGGCUAUCCAAAUACUACGGGUUUGCCCACUGUUGAUUACAGAAUCACGGAUUCGUUAGCUGAUCCACCAAAUACCAAACAGAAACAGGUCGAAGAGCUGGUUAGGCUUCCGGAGUGUUUUCUUUGUUAUACACCAUCCCCAGAGGCUGGUCCUGUUUGUCCAACACCUGCCCUUUCUAAUGGCUUUGUCACAUUUGGUAGUUUCAACAAUCUCGCAAAGGUUUGAUAUACUUGUCCUUGGAUAUACACAUUAAACAACCUCCAUAGUAUCCCUUUUAAAGGUUUUAUCUCUGCGUUUCUGCCAUCAGAUCACUCCUAAGGUGCUGCAAGUAUGGGCUAGGAUACUGUGUGCAGUUCCCAACUCUCGCCUGGUGGUGAAAUGCAAACCUUUCUGCUCUGACAGCAUUAGACAGAGGUUUCUGACGACGCUGGAGCAGCUUGGGUUAGAAUCAAAGCGCGUUGAUCUCUUGCCGCUUAUUCUUUUCAACCACGACCAUAUGCAAGCUUAUUCCUUAAUGGAUAUAAGUUUGGACACAUUCCCUUAUGCUGGAACUACCACUACCUGUGAAUCUCUCUACAUGGGAGUUCCAUGUGUUACUAUGGCUGGUUCAGUACAUGCUCAUAAUGUUGGUGUCAGUCUUCUCAGUAAAGUUGGUUUAGGACGCCUGGUUGCUAAAAAUGAGGAUGAGUAUGUGCAGUUAUCUGUUGAUCUAGCUUCUGAUGUCACAGCUCUUUCAAAACUGAGAAUGAGUCUCAGGGAUCUAAUGGCUGGAUCUCCUGUCUGUAACGGUCCUUCCUUUGCUGUUGCUCUUGAAUCCGCAUACCGAAAAAUGUGGAAAAACUACUGCAAAGGUGAAGUACCGUCCUCAAGGCGAAUGGAAAAGCUGCAAAAAGAGGUCCAGGAAGAGCCCUUACUCUCAAAAGACUUGGGAUCAUCAAGACUCAACGUUAAUGGAGAAGCCACUCCUUCUCUCAAGGCCAAUGGUUCUGCUCCUGUUCCUUCUUCCUUACCAACCUAAUCCUGACAGCUCUCAAAGAAAAUGGACUCCACUAGUUAAAGUCAGAAGCAGGAUAACAGAGAUACCAUCAAGCAGCGGUGUAUGCCGGAUUAUAGAACUUUGAGAAAACGUAAUGCAUUUGCAGAUUCUGGACCCAUAUGGGUGAAGAUGUUAAGAGAGUCCAUGAGAUCUUCCUCCUUCUUUACUUCCAUUAGUGUAGGAACUAGACUUUUAGAUUACUGUUUGUGUAGUAAAAAGAAUAGUAAAAUCACUCUCUUUUUUUUUUGGUUUUCUCUUUAUGGAGUCUUAGUUUAGGUUUAUAAUGAUUCUUGGGAAGUCUAGGUGGAAGUGGAUUUGGAGUAUUUCUUCUCAUCUGAGAGAUCAAGUUGUUGUAUCAGUUAAAGGUUGGAGUAUUUCUUUUUUUCUUUAGGAUGCUUUCAUAUAAUAGUGAAUAUAGUUUUAUAGCCAAAUAGUUGGCAUAUUCCAAGGAGACAAGUGA
Molecule: messenger RNA, 3230 nt
Organism: Eruca vesicaria subsp. sativa (arugula)
Lineage: Eukaryota; Viridiplantae; Streptophyta; Magnoliopsida; Brassicales; Brassicaceae
Source: the annotation of a GenBank genome assembly